Molecule: messenger RNA, 570 nt
Organism: Kwoniella shivajii
Lineage: Eukaryota; Fungi; Basidiomycota; Tremellomycetes; Tremellales; Cryptococcaceae
Exons: 4
Coding region: 1-570 (189 amino acids)
Biological process (GO): endoplasmic reticulum to Golgi vesicle-mediated transport
Source: RefSeq, a predicted model, not a curated record
AUGAGUCGACUCACUACGCUAUCACAACGUAAUCCAACCCAUCAAUCAAAUACACCUUCGCCAGUCCUUUAUCCACCUUCUGGACCUUCGUCAGGUAGAGUAUCGCCCUUCCCUAGACCUGGUUCAUCUGCAAGUCAAUAUUCAGAAUCACCGUAUGGAGGAGGAAUGAAUAGUGCGAAUGGCGGACCUGGAUCAGGAGCAGGCGCAGGAUAUGGAUCAGGAGCAGGCGCAGGAUAUGGAUCAGGAGUAGGCGCAGGAUUGGGGGGUGGUGGAUAUACGAGGAAUACACACGAGGUCGAAGGUCAAAACGAUGAGAGAUUAGAAGGGUUAUUAGGCAAAGUCAAGAUAUUGAAAGAUAUAACGGUCGGAAUAGGAAGUGAAGUGAGGGAUAGUAAUGUAUUAUUAGGCAAUAUGAACGACUCAUUCUCUUCAACAUCUAAUUUCCUAGGUGGUACAUUUCGUCGUAUGAAUAAAAUGGCAAAGAGACAAGGUGGGAAUUGGUGUUGGUUCAUGGGUUUUUUAUUGGUCGUACUAUGGAUCUUCGUAGUGGUUUGGUGGUUAAGGAGAUGA